Messenger RNA from Lathyrus sativus (Indian pea), 1809 nucleotides. Lineage: Eukaryota; Viridiplantae; Streptophyta; Magnoliopsida; Fabales; Fabaceae. The record is from the annotation of a GenBank genome assembly.
AUGCCUACUAUCAGUGUAGGGCGGGAUCGUCUGUUUGCGGCUCUAGGAAGAACUUACACGCAAGAGGAAUUUGAAGACCUGUGUUUCAGUUUCGGAAUUGAGCUUGACGAUGUUACUACAGAAAAAGCAAUUGUGAGAAAAGAGAAGCAUUUGGAAGAAGAAGAAGGUGAAGAGGAUGAAGAAAUAAUCUACAAAAUUGAAAUUCCUGCAAACAGAUAUGACCUACUCUGCCUUGAAGGACUGGCUCAAGCCCUCCGAGUUUUCUGUGGGUUACAGGAUAUCCCCACUUACAAAUUGUCUGACAUUAGUAAGGAUAAAAUGCUUAAAAUGCAUGUGAAGCCAGAGACAUCUUUGAUUCGGCCCUAUGUUGUAUGUGCUGUAUUAAGAGGCAUAACUUUUGAUAAAGCGAGAUACAACAGCUUUAUUGACCUCCAAGACAAGCUGCAUCAAAAUAUUUGUCGGCGAAGGACCCUUGUUGCUAUUGGCACUCAUGAUCUGGAUAAACUGGAGGGUCCUUUUACCUAUGAGGCUUUACCACCUUCGAGUAUUAACUUUACACCUCUAAAACAGGAAAGGAGCUUCAGGGCUGAUGAGCUCAUGGAGUUCUACAAAUCAGAUUUGAAACUGAAGAAAUUCUUGCAUAUUAUUGAAGACUCACCCGUUUAUCCUGUUUUAUAUGAUAGUAAGAGAACUGUUUUAUCUUUACCCCCAAUUAUCAAUGGUGCACAUUCAGCUAUUACUCUGGAGACAAAGAAUGUCUUUAUUGAAUGCACUGCUACUGAUCUGACAAAGGCGAAAAUUGUUUUAAAUACAAUGGUAACAGCCUUUGCGGAAUAUUGUGAAAAUAAGUUUGUCAUUGAACCAGUUGAAGUGGUUUCUUCUGAUGGAAAAUCUCACGUAUACCCUGAUUUAUCUAUCUACAAUAUGGAAGUUUCUCUAUCUUACAUUACAGGAUUGAUUGGAGUAUCUUUGGAGGCAGAAGAGGUUACCAAGUUUUUAAAUAGGAUGCAAUUGCAUGCCAAGCAAUCUACAUCUGACAGUAAACAGUGCAACUUUAUUGUAUCCGUACCCCCUACUAGAAGUGAUGUUCUUCAUCCAUGUGAUGUUAUGGAGGAUGUCGCAAUCGCUUAUGGAUUCAAUGCUAUUAAGGAUCAAGCAAUAGUAGAUAAUAAGGGGUCGAAGAGAUUAGCUGCUUCCUUGACGCUACUUCCUCUGAAUGAGCUGAGUGAUCUUAUCAGACAAGAGGUUGCAAUGAUUGGGUUCACGGAGGUUUUGACAUUCAUACUCUGUUCUAAAAAAGAAAACUUUUCCAUGCUAAACCGCAAAGAUGAUAAAUCCAAAGCGGUUAUCAUUGGAAACCCUAGAUCUUCAGACUUCGAGGCUGUCCGGACUAGUCUUAUGCCCGGCAUUUUGAAAACUGCUGCUCACAACAAGGAUCAUCCAAAACCCAUAAAGAUUUUUGAAGUGGGUGAUAUAGCUAUUUUGGAUGACAAUGAUGUUGGUGCAAAAAAUCUACGCCAACUUGGUGCACUGUACUGUGGUGCUAAUGCAGGAUUUGAGAUAAUUCAUGGCUUAGUGGACAGAGUAAUGGAGAAGAAUGGGAUUACCUUUGUUUCACCUGGUGAUAAAUCAGGGUAUUAUAUUGAGCGGUCAGAUGAGCCCGAGUUUCUUGCUGGUAGACAGGCUAGAAUUAUUUACAAGGGAAAGCAAGUUGGGACUUUUGGCAUUGUUCAUCCAGAGGUAUUAAACAACUUUGACAUUCCUGAUCCUUGCUCCUUUGUUGAACUCAACAUUGAAAGUUUCUUGUGA